This is a messenger RNA of Salvia hispanica, 1593 nucleotides long. RefSeq names its product 26S proteasome regulatory subunit 8 homolog A. NCBI's taxonomy places the organism in Eukaryota, Viridiplantae, Streptophyta, Magnoliopsida, Lamiales, Lamiaceae. The record is from RefSeq and is a predicted model, not a curated record. Gene Ontology annotation, molecular function: ATP hydrolysis activity; ATP binding.
UGUGAGACUCCAAAUUCAAGGACUGUGGUACCCUUUUUGGCUUGGCAAAGACGAAAACCCAAUUAUUCUCCGAUCUCCUCACAUAUCGAACGACGACGUAUCAAUGGCGACGGCGGCGAUUAUCGCUCGGCAGGCCGAUGAAGCGAAGCGCCAACACCAACAGGGCGCUGCUUCCGGCGGCGGUGAAGGGCUCCGCCAGUAUUAUCAGCAGACUAUACAGGAUUUGCAGCUGUUGUCCCGUCAGAAACAUCACGAUCUCCAGCGUCUCGAAGCUCAGCGCAAUGACCUUAAUGCUCGAGUGCGAUCAUUAAAGGAAGAGUUGCAGCUUCUCCAGGAGCCUGGAUCAUAUGUGGGCGAAGUUGUCAAAGUUAUGGGAAAAUCAAAGGUCCUCGUUAAGGUUCAUCCUGAGGGCAAGUAUGUAGUUGACAUUGACAAGAGCAUUGAUAUCACUAAGAUUACCCCUUCAACAAGGGUUGCUCUACGUAAUGAUAGUUAUGUGCUCCACUUGGUCCUGCCUAGUAAAGUUGAUCCGUUGGUGAAUCUCAUGAAAGUUGAAAAAGUUCCAGACUCCACUUAUGACAUGAUUGGUGGUCUUGACCAGCAAAUUAAAGAGAUAAAAGAGGUGAUUGAGCUUCCAAUCAAGCAUCCAGAAUUGUUUGAGAGUCUAGGAAUAGCCCAACCAAAGGGAGUGUUGCUAUAUGGACCUCCUGGAACUGGUAAGACACUGCUCGCAAGGGCAGUGGCUCACCAUACUGACUGCACUUUCAUCAGAGUUUCGGGCUCUGAGCUAGUUCAAAAGUACAUUGGAGAAGGCUCUAGGAUGGUUAGAGAACUCUUUGUCAUGGCCAGAGAGCAUGCUCCAUCCAUCAUCUUCAUGGAUGAAAUUGAUAGCAUUGGAUCUGCUCGUAUGGAAUCUGGAAGUGGAAAUGGGGAUAGUGAGGUUCAGCGAACUAUGCUGGAGCUUCUUAAUCAACUUGAUGGCUUUGAAGCCUCUAACAAGAUAAAAGUAUUGAUGGCUACCAACAGAAUUGACAUUCUGGACCAAGCUCUUCUUAGGCCUGGAAGAAUUGAUAGGAAGAUUGAGUUCCCAAAUCCUAAUGAAGAGUCUCGGUGGGAUAUCUUGAAGAUUCAUUCAAGGAAAAUGAAUUUAAUGCGAGGGAUUGAUCUAAAGAAGAUUGCUGAGAAGAUGAAUGGAGCAUCUGGUGCAGAACUCAAGGCUGUUUGCACUGAAGCCGGAAUGUUUGCUCUGAGAGAGAGAAGGGUUCAUGUCACUCAGGAGGACUUUGAGAUGGCAGUUGCCAAGGUCAUGAAGAAGGAAACCGAGAAAAACAUGUCUUUGAGGAAGCUCUGGAAGUAAAUGAAUGAUAGAAUGGCAUUACCGUUGGUCUGGGUCAUGAGGGUCCUUAGACGACUUACCAAAUUUAUAAUCAGCCAGGCAGACUCAGUUCAAUUUGAUUACUCGUAGUUCAUAUGAUUUGAUGUAUUUGCACCACUUGUUAUAAUUCAGCUUUUGUGCAUUCCUUUUCUGCUUGUUGCUCUUGAUUGGUAUGGACUAUGGAUCUUGCUGAAUACAGGGCGGAGAUAUUGUUCGUA